Messenger RNA from Colletotrichum phormii, 1733 nucleotides. RefSeq lists its product as uncharacterized. The transcript has 3 exons. NCBI's taxonomy places the organism in Eukaryota, Fungi, Ascomycota, Sordariomycetes, Glomerellales, Glomerellaceae. Bases 106 to 1641 code for a protein of 511 amino acids. The record is from RefSeq and is a predicted model, not a curated record.
ACGACAACUCAACACCUCACCCGACCACUUAAGGUGUGGAAAGCCAUCAUUUCAUGAUCGAUGUCCCGCAUUUCAAUGAGCUAGUCACUAUUCAUUUCGGUCAACAUGGAACUCCCUAAUGAGAUCCUUGAUCAGAUACUCGAUGGAUUGGUGGUCUACCAGCCAUUGGCAAGGGUCCGGGGCGUCUAUUCUCUAGACGACUGGAACUUUUUUACGUCACACUCUGCGCGGCUCCCUGCCGAUACACGCCACGAUUCUGGCUUGUCGAUGAAGUUCAACCGGGACGAAUUGCCCCCCAUCGAAGGCGGCUUUUGGAACUUGCGCUUGGUCUCGCGCCAAUGGAAUUCCUCCGUAAUCAGAAUGCUGCAGAAGCACCAAUGGUGGAGUGUACCCUUUGAUGAUCGAAGUCGUCUUGCAAAACUUCUCCGAGUCUGUGACGGGGCCGAUGGUGGUCCAUGUAGUUGGAUCAGAAAUCUCAGCCUCAACGACCUCGAUGGACUACGUACUUUUUCGCGGCUUUACUCGUACGACUUUGAGAUGUUCGAAGGUCAGAAUGUCGAUGAUGACUACAUCAUCUUAAACUCCUAUGUCGACAAACUUAGGACAACAGAUUGGUGGACCUCGGACCCGACACGCUCUAGACAUGAGCUCCAUUACGGGAAGAACAACGAACACGCGCUUCUUCGACGCUUUUUUGAUACUGUCAAACGCAUAGAGCGCUUCAGUGUUGAUUUCCCUGCAGCCUACAGCAAACAUGAUCUCAUGGCAAAUUGUUACGACAUGCAAGGCGUGGAUGAGGUUUUGGCAACAGUUAAACACGGCCUGGCUAGUCCGGGAUUCCAAUAUUUGGUGGAUCUCAGCUUUGCGGUACCUUCGACGUGGCAUAUUGGACAAUUGGCUGGUGCCCUGUCUCAGGAUGCCCGGAAUCGCCUUAGGAAGCUACGUUUGGUCAUCGUUGACGAGACUGGACCGAGCGGAAGCGCACAAUACACCAAGAUAGAGGAGGAAAAUAACGACGGGGAUAGAACGACCAUUUUGGGAUCAGUUGCGCCGAGUAAUGUGCAGGCAACCUAUCCCAACAGAGAACAUCAGGACGCACUCUGGGCCUUGGUGGCAUCUUGCCCCAACCUUGAGGCACUUGGCAUCGAGGCGACGCAUUAUCUCAACAUGGACCUUCAGCAGUGGGGGAAUUCCCAAUUCGGUACCAAACAUCUGUGCGACCUCUCGCUUCGCCGGAUAUGGACCAACAUACCGUCACUUCUACAACUGUUGUCGGCUAUCCCGCCAUCGUCACAAGGUUCAGCGAUCCGCCGAGUCAACUUUGACGACGUCAAGAUCCAUUGGGACGGGGGUAACUGGGAAGACGUAUUUGCGCAUCUGAGGAAAAACUGCCCUGAUCUUGAGAUCUUUCGCGCAGAGCAGCUCAGCUACUUUUCCAACCAUCCGCGUUACGAGCACAACAACAGGCCAUGGGAGAACUACAACUCUAUAUGGACAGACGACUACGAUGGAGAAGCUAAUGACAGGCUGUUCUUGGAAAUGCUCAACAUGAAGCUGAUCAACAAGAUUGGGUCAGUCGCGGACUAUCCUGUUUCGAUAUACAAUUACGAUUUUGAGAUGGAACUUCAAGAAUCGCACUAGAUACCCCGUAGGAAGACUAUUAUAAAGAGAUUUCGAAGGCUCAAAGUAUGUCCAACAGCAUCGUUGAGCACCUCCUCUCAGACUGCAUUCGA